This is a messenger RNA of Penicillium subrubescens, 951 nucleotides long. RefSeq lists its product as uncharacterized. Bases 1 to 951 code for a protein of 316 amino acids. The transcript has a single exon. Lineage: Eukaryota; Fungi; Ascomycota; Eurotiomycetes; Eurotiales; Aspergillaceae. The record is from RefSeq and is a predicted model, not a curated record.
AUGCGUGAAUAUGUCGUGCAUCGCUAUCGUCGAUCUCAAAAAUCGCACCGCUCUGACCCCGAUCUAGCUCGGCCGGCCAGACAUGGUCUAUCUGUCCUUCAAAGAGCGAAUCAGGGCUAUCAGCGUCCACUUGAGAGAAUUCUGUUCAUGUCAUAUGGUCGCACAGGCAAACGAAGACAUGAAUUGCUGGCCGAUUUGAUGAAGCCCAGUAUUCCUCAGAACACCGAGGCCGUUAAAGAACUCAUUGCUCAACCCAUCCAAUUCGAAGAUGGCUGGGAACCACCAGAGAUUAUCAUGAGUCUUGCAAAAUCUCAAAUGCACAAUGGUGUCUUGUCUUCAUCACGUAUUCGGCCUGCACUGAAAAACUUGCAUCCCCCAAUUCCCGAGGCAAACAGCUGGGGCAGACCGGUGCCUCGAGUUCGUCGAGUCAACAUCCGGAAGAAGUGGUAUGGGAAUAUGUUGGAAACUCUUCUACCGCCAAUUCCAGAUGCAGAGCUUCGAAUUUUAGAUGGGCUGAUUCAGGGAACCGUGGCCUGGGCCCCACGGCGGCAGAGGCCGGUCAAACCUGUGACAUCGCAUGGCAAUGGCAUUGAGGAGGAGAAUGACCCUUUACUGGACUUUUUGACGAAAGGUCCUCAGAAAGGUCAUACUUUCCGCGAGUUUUCGAAUGGUCGCCCGCAUGAAAUUACCGAUCGGUUCAUGCGUCGUCUGUGGAGGCGUAUUUCGUCUCUCGUUCCCCGUAUGCAGUAUAGUGUCGCGGUGAACAAGUGGUUUUUCAUUUGGGACACUCCCAAAGUCAUGCCUCAGCUGGCCUUUGAUGUGGACACCGAGGCCGAUCUCGAUCAUGUCUUUGGAAGUCCGGCUGAUAAUAAAGCCAAGGCCGGGAACAAGACCAAGCCCGAGACUCCACUUGAGAAUUUGGAACCUUCUAGGCAAGAGUCGAAGGUAUAA